AUGGGGAUCCCGAUUGUGUUCGUCGCCAGUCUUGUAUUCCUCUUCGCAUCGCAGCGUUUCCCAUGCACGGGUCAGCAAAUCGAUAUCGAAGCGAGGCGGUUAUCCGAUGGAGUCGACAGUGAGAAACUUCGGGAAUAUCUCCGACGACUGACCCAAGCACCUCAUGUGGCUGGAACCGAGGAAGAACUCGACACGGCCAUUUACGUGCGCGAUAAGUUUCUGGAAUUCGGGUUGGAUUCCGUGAAGAUAGUUCCUUACGACGUCUUGCUCUCCUACCCAGACAGAGAAAGACCGAACACGAUUCACAUCCUCGAUGGGACGGGAGAGAGCGUCUUCUCGACCCUGGGCUACGAAGAACCUCUGUUUGCGCCGGAAGAAAGUAGUCCCAGGGUGUUUCCCACCUUCAGUGCGUAUUCGGCCCCUGGGGAGCCCAUCGGAGAUCUCGUCUAUGCUUGCUACGGCCGUCGAGAGGACUUUCAAUACCUUCUCAGUCAAGGGAUAUCAGCGGAAGGAAAGAUCGUAUUGGCUCGCUACGGCAUGUCCUUCAGAGGCAACAUCGUCAAAUUUGCGAUGGAAUACGGAGCAAUCGGGGUCAUUUUGUAUUCCGACCCGAAGGAAUAUGCUCCCUACGGAGAAGACUUCGUUUACCCUGACAGCGAAUACAUGCCCGAUAUGGCGGUCCAGAGCGGAACGGUGAUGUUGGCCAACGGAGAUCCGACGACUCCACAAUGGCCGAGCGUUCCCGGCGCCUACCGGAUACCAGAAGCGGAGGCAGACUUGCCUGAUAUUCCCGUCCAGCCGAUCGGAUAUCGAGAGGCGAGAAUUCUGUUGGAGAAUUUGGCCGGAGUCCAAGCUCCUCCAGAGUGGCAAGGCGCCCUCAACGUCACAUACCGGCUUGGGCCUGGCUUCGCUCAGCCGAACUGGAAGGUGAAGAUGGAGGUUCGCACUCGUAACGAGAUGGCGACUGUGCACAACGUCAUCGGAAUACUCCACGGGUCGGUGGAACCGGAUCGGUACGUGAUCUUGGGGAAUCAUCGCGACGCUUGGGUUUUCGGUGCCGUGGAUCCUUCCAGCGGAACGGCUUCGUUACUCGAGAUCGCGAGGUUGUACGGCGAGGCCGCCCUCGAGGGGAACCGACCGAGAAGGACCCUCAUAUUCUGCAGUUGGGGCGCAGAAGAGUAUGGUCUCGUUGGUUCUCUGGAAUGGGUGGAGGAGCACGCCAACGUAUUGGCGGAUAGGGCAGUCAUAAAUCUGAACGUCGACAUUUCCGUUUCUGGGAACAGGACAUUGAGUCCCUCGGGAUGUCCUUUGACGUAUCAGAGUCUGUAUACCACGACCAAGAGCGUGGGGAAUCCGAAUCCGGAUGAGAUCGCGGCGGGUAGACCGACCGUCUUUCACACGUGGCUGCACAACUUCCCAUCUGAAGAUCCAGACGUCCCACAAGUCGGGAACUUGGGCAGCGGGAGCGACUAUGCCCCAUUCAUCCAUUUCUUGGGGAUACCUUCCAUCGACAUGUCGUACAUCGGGACCGAAGAAGGGGACUAUGCUUUGUAUCAUUCCCUCUAUGAGACCUUUCAUCUGGUCGACUACAUCCUGGACCGAGGAUUCACCUACAUGAAAGGGCUCACUCAAGUCUGGAUCGAACUGGCAGAUCACUACGCCAAUUCCGUCCUCAUUCCGUUCGAUGUCAGAGACUACGGCAAGUUUCUCCGACGACAGGCGCAGGACUUCUCGAACACUUUCGAGACGCAAUUGCAGGAACACGGGAUCUCGCUGGAGCUCUGGUGGAGCGCCAUCGAUAACGUCAUCUCGGCUGCCGACUUCUUCCACGGAGAACAUCAAGGCUCUUUGAACCUGGAGAACCCGUACGAAGUGCGACGAUUCAACGACGAGUUGAUGGCAGUCGAGCGGGUCUUCAUCGACUCGAUGAUCCAGAGCGACGCCCGCCACCUCAUCUACAAACCCAGCAGCUCCGACACGUACAGAGGGGAAGUGUUCGGGAGCCUCGUGGAUUUGCUGCUGGCGGCCGAUCCCGAUUGGGAGAAGGUGAAGAAAGGAGUGUCCGUCGUUGCUCACAUGAUCCAAUCAGCUGCGAACGUGUUGAUGGGCUCUCUCAAUACCCGAGGAUUUUGA
Darwinula stevensoni is the source of this 2133-nucleotide messenger RNA. Lineage: Eukaryota; Metazoa; Arthropoda; Ostracoda; Podocopida; Darwinulidae. The record is from the annotation of a GenBank genome assembly.